This is a messenger RNA of Penicillium verhagenii, 189 nucleotides long. RefSeq lists its product as uncharacterized. The record is from RefSeq and is a predicted model, not a curated record. NCBI's taxonomy places the organism in Eukaryota, Fungi, Ascomycota, Eurotiomycetes, Eurotiales, Aspergillaceae. The transcript has a single exon. Bases 1 to 189 code for a protein of 62 amino acids.
AUGACAGCAUUGGCGGAUAUUAGUCUAACCGGGCUCAUCAGACUAGAGCCAGGGCAAGAGAGCAUCGUCAUAAAUGUUGAGGCACGUGCCCUUAAGCUGGAGGACUGUGGUUCCAAGCGCAGUCUCCGCAAUCUCCGCAAAUGCAACGAAUCUCGCUUCAAGCGAAGUGAGCAAGCCACGCAAAGCUAA